Molecule: messenger RNA, 1131 nt
Organism: Coprinopsis cinerea okayama7#130
Lineage: Eukaryota; Fungi; Basidiomycota; Agaricomycetes; Agaricales; Psathyrellaceae
Exons: 4
Coding region: 1-1131 (376 amino acids)
Source: RefSeq, a predicted model, not a curated record
AUGAAUCUCCGACCUCUUAAGGACCAUCGGGCCCUCCCCGACGGUCUUCGUAAAGCUUAUCUUUAUGGUCGUUUUUGCCAGCAUUAUUUUCACCAACGUUUUACUCUCAACCACAAGAUCCCCCAUGAAUUCGACGAGAUCGACCUUGCCAUCAAGAGCGAGCUCAUCCACAUAGUGGAGGUCAUCUUCCAGGCCCUCGAUAAUCCAUGUAUGUUUUCCCACGUCUUCAUCAUCUACAAUCCCUCAUCUUUCUAUGAAGAUCACCUGGCCUGGUCUCUCGAACGCUAUGCCUUCGCAUUCAUGGAGGACGCGGACGUCGACAGCGAGGAAGAGUUCCGCGCCAACUUCCCCCCACUAGAUUCUCAAUUCAACAUCUCCCCCUCAGUGUAUCUCGACUCCAGAAAUAUCCCUGUCGCGUGGCACUUUCCAGGGAUGAUCCAAGCCCACCGAUUGGCUCGCAUCUGUGACGCAAUAGGCAAUGCACGUGUUCGUGGACGCUCCCCCUUUAUCACCUCUCCUGAUGGUACUUGGAGGAACCAUGAUUCCCUAUUCCGAGAGUCAGAGGCCUUUCCUCGUGGCAUGGUGGAUCUAUUCCCGUUAGGGUUUACUGAUGGUGACAAGGUUCUUCCUCAACCCUCGCCGGUCUUUACGAGUCCCCAGUUCGCUGGCGCUUCCCUUCUUUCUGAUCUCGAAGACAGUCUUCCAAUCCUAGGGGCUGUAUUCGCCGUCGUGCAGCCCACCCUUUUCUUCCUGGGCCUUGACGUUUACGAGAAAGUCUAUCGCAAGGAGGUUCCAGGAGUGGAACAGUCCUGGACCCUUCGCGACCUGCUCGAUCUUUGGGGCGCUCCAUUCACCAACUUACAGGUAUAUUGCAAUCACGACUCUCCCCUUCACCAUGAUCCCCGUACACCGACUUUUGCUUUCGAGAGUUUCCUAUCCGUCGGGUUCUCUCGUACCAACCGCUUUUCCCUCACUGAUAUAGGACACACCUUCCCGUUCAACCCCGGUACCGUCAUCCUGACCUUUCCAGCCUUGGUUACGCAUGGCUGGACCAGUCAUCCCGACAACUCCUUCGCGACCGUCGUUGGUAGCUACCCUGAGAUUGUUCGAUGGCUUAGGUUAAAUUCUUAA